AUGAGUUCUCAUGAGCUCAGCACUGUUGCGUAUGACAAAGCAAUGAAUACACAGCUCAUGACUGAGCAUGAAGUGGUACGAAGCCAAGCCAUUGCUACAGAAGUGGUCCCAAAUGAAUCUUCCAAUAAGCCAGAUAUUGUGGCGAGUAGAGCUCACGGCUAUCCCAAACAUUCCCAAAAGGAAUCUCAUCCUCUUGCUGCUGGCAAUGGCAAGGAAAUCAUAUCCAAUGAGGUGGAACCAACAACGGAGAUGAUCAUGUCGAAAGAGAAGCCUCCAUUAGAUCCUGGAUGUAGCAGCAACAGUGAAAUUGGUGCUGCUAUACUCAGGCAGCCCAUUCAUAGACUACAGGAUGAAACUCAGGUGACAUCCAUCUCACUUGUGGAAGUGCAGGCCCCAGUUCAACUGUUUAUACCUACUACAUCUUCAAACAGAUUUGAGAGAUUGGAAAUUGUGGGAGGCAAUUUGGUGGUGGAUUUAGACUAUGCUGCAACCAGUUGUGAUCAUAACCAUGGGGAGGCAAAGAUCUCCUGCGCCUUGAAGCUUUUUGUUGACAAGAAUGCACAGUUCAUGUGCACUGUUCAAGUGCACAGCUUGUUUAAUGCAGUUGUUGGUCUUUCUCCUCUGUUUUCUUCUUUCUUCAGCAGAGUGUUGAUGACCUUUAUCUGUUGUUUCAACUGGUUCCCCUCAGCUGCCUUUUAUUUUGGUGUCUGCUGCCCUUGGUCUACUGCCUGGUCUCCAUUGCAGCCUACCAUAGUCGCUAGGCACUGUUCACGGCUUUCUUGUUUCACUGCUCUUGAAUUCUGCCUUGAUUGCUGCAUGUUUGCUCUGUUAUGA
Ilex paraguariensis (yerba mate) is the source of this 834-nucleotide messenger RNA. The record is from the annotation of a GenBank genome assembly. NCBI's taxonomy places the organism in Eukaryota, Viridiplantae, Streptophyta, Magnoliopsida, Aquifoliales, Aquifoliaceae.